ACUACCGAGGGUGUAAAAAAAUGAAAGGGUUUUUGUCAUAAAGCCAAAGAAAAAGCCAGGCAGAGUUAUUCCUGGUAUGCUAUGUCCAAGCCAUGACAUAUAGAAGGAUUAUUAUUGUAGAAAGUCACCAUUUGGUUGAAAGGUAGACCUGCGGGUGCAAAUAGAGACGAAAUAACUGAUCACGUCAUCGAUGGGAAUGACGCACGUGCGUGUUUGUGCGAGGGAGGGGAUGGACUUGCCGACUUCACGGGUGACGGUUAAAGAGCUCACGUCCACGCCACGUCCACCAGCACAGAGCAACCCAGACGUCCGUUCAGACUUGAGACUGACAUCAAGUCAAGCCCAACUUGUGCUGCCGGUGGAGUGGCCCGGUCCCAAAAAUGCUUUGUGGAGCCACAGUGUGCGUGCUCACUCUGGCGCUGUGCGCGGGCCACGGCGUGCGGGCUGAAGCGCUCGUAGCACGGGACUUUGGCGUCAAGCUGUGCGGCAGGGAAUUCAUCAGAGCCGUCAUUUUCACCUGCGGGGGCUCACGCUGGAGGCGCUCCAUGGGUAAGUACAUAUUUCUCUUCUUAGUACGCUCAAAUUGGUUGAUUUUUUUAAGGAGAAAAGUCCAAUCUGUAUCUGCUUUCAGUCACAUGACACAAAUACCUGUUUUCCAUCAUCCUCCAGAAGCUGUCCGCUGGAGAGACAAGACGACGGACACCUCCUUCCACAAGGGCAGCCCCCUUUCCCUGCGAGCACCCCCGUCCUCUUCCUCCUCCCUGGAGGACCUCCUGUCCUUACGCCGGCAGCUGUGGGACACGUCUCACUUGUCUCCCGUUUUAGCCGUCCUGGCAGCAGAGGACCAGCACACGAGUGGCAGCAGCAGGAGGAGGAGAAGGAGUAGUAGGAGUAGGAGGAGGAGGCGGCACUUUUCUCUGGGAGUAGCGGGGAUUUGCUGCAGCCAGGGAUGCAAUAAGAACGAUAUCGGACUCUUGUGUUGAGGUUGUGAGGACAUCCUGUUUCUUUCUACUCGCAUCACGGUCAUCUUUCAGCAUUUUGAAGAGAAAUAAAUAUUGUCUAAAUAUGUAAGAAACCACUUAUUUGUUUUGUUUUUCAUCCCCACUUAAUAAUCGCCAACUAAAAAUGUGAUACAUGACGUUUAUUAGAAAGGGGAGGGUUUUAAUGAGUUUUAAAUAUUUGUUUUCUUAUUUUUUGUCCCUACGUAACACAAAAAAGCGCACAAUGAGCAAUGUUUGACCUAUUUACACGUAUAAAAAUAUAUUAGUAAAAAAAAAUGGAUGAUUCCUUAAAACGAUAUGAUGAAAUAUUGGCUAGUUGUGGACUCCCCUAGGGACCCCUCUUCAGGUGUAGUGUAUCCAGUCCUCACGUAAACAACACCAAGCUAGUCCGCGUUGUCUCGCGCCGUCUCCACGCUGUGGAUUAACAUCUGAAAAGUGGGCCUCCGUCCCGGCUCGCCGCUCCAGCACUCGGCCAUCAUGUGGCGUAUCUGCCAUGAAAGCGUGGUAACGUUAUGUGUGUCACAGGUUUAAUACUAUUAAUAAUUCAUAAUCCUAUUAUCACUGAAGGAGCUGCUGACCUCCUGGGGGCAGUUCUCCGGCACGGGCAAGCGGUAGCCUUGCUUGAGAAGGUCGAUGAGAUGAUAGACGAUCAUCUGCCCUUGCUUCUCGUGGCCCAUCUGCUCCAUGAACACCUGAAUGGACACGCUAGACCCCCUUAGGUGUCUUUGGUUAAGCGUACAUUGUAUGUGUGGUGUGUUUAGGUACCGCAGGCGGGCUGUAGCUUUUAUCACAGUAGGUGAAAAGCUCAUAGAGGACCACUCCAAAACUCCACACGUCCGAGGCCACGGAGAACUUGCUCUCGGUCAAAGACUCUGGAGAAUACC
Messenger RNA from Doryrhamphus excisus (bluestripe pipefish), 1885 nucleotides. Lineage: Eukaryota; Metazoa; Chordata; Actinopteri; Syngnathiformes; Syngnathidae. The record is from RefSeq and is a predicted model, not a curated record.